Phialemonium atrogriseum is the source of this 1506-nucleotide messenger RNA. Its product is annotated as CWC16 protein. Gene Ontology annotation, biological process: mRNA splicing, via spliceosome. Gene Ontology annotation, cellular component: U2-type catalytic step 1 spliceosome. The record is from RefSeq and is a predicted model, not a curated record. The coding region runs from base 158 to 1057 and encodes 299 amino acids. NCBI's taxonomy places the organism in Eukaryota, Fungi, Ascomycota, Sordariomycetes, Cephalothecales, Cephalothecaceae. The transcript has 2 exons.
AUACGCACAGGCCACCCUUUUUUUAAAUGGCACGUGCCAGGUCAUCCGGCUUAGUAACUGGUGCGCAACGUUACAAGGCUGACAACUCCAAAGGUUCUGUCCCGCGAUAUCAUCAAACAACUAUCAGACCCCGGGGAGCAACGAUUGAACCUUCAAGAUGUCUGAACGGAAAGUCCAAAGCAAACAUUACCCCGCGGACUUCGAUCCGCGCAAGCUCGGCCGGUCUCGCGCGCCGAAGCAGGUUGGGCCCCGAGUGCAGAGCGUCAGGCUAAUGCUCCCUUUCUCUCUCAAAUGCACCACAUGCGGAGAAUACGUCGGCAAGGGGAGGAAGUUCAACGCGCGGAAGGAGACACCGACCGACGAGCGCUACCUCGGCAUCCAACUCUUCCGAUUCUUCAUACGCUGCCCGCGCUGUUCAAACGAGUUAGUCUUUAGGACGGAUCCCCAGCGAGGAGACUACCAGUUAGAGAAGGGUGCCGUAAGGAAUACGGACCCGUGGAAGAGAGGCCUAGGCGAGGACCCGCUGCGCGACGAGACGGACGAUCAGAGGUUGGACCGCCUGGAGCUCGAGAUGGCCGAGGAGGAGGAGAGGAACGCCAUGGCCGAGCUCGAGGCAAAGACCGUCGACGCGAAGAGGGAGAUGGCGGUGGCCGACGCGCUAGACGAGAUCCGGAGCAGGAAUGCGCGGAUCGAGCGGGCGCAUAGGGAAGGGGGCGUUGUCGGCGUAGUGGAGCCGAUCGUGGGCUCGGAAGAAGAGGAGAGACUGAGGCUGGAGAAGGAGGAUGAGGAGGCUGCGAGGAGGGCGUUCGCGUUUGCGAAGGAAGCGGAGCAGAUUGAGCUGCCGCUUGACGACGAAGAGGAUGGCUCGUCGGAUGCCGUGUCCUGGAACUCGAAGGGGAUUUCUAAUACAACUCCGGAUGUUGCUCUGCAACCAGAGCCUGCCGUUACUGUGGCACCCCUGACGAGUAUGCCGCCACCGAGCUUCAAGCGGCAGGUCAAAAAGAAGAAGGACCACGCGGCGCUCUUAGGGAUCAAGAAGAAGAAGCCUCUGGUGUGACUGGUCUCAAGCUGAACCUUUGGCGAUAUACAGCAACACCUCCAUACGUAGUUCCGGUUCUAAAUGCGGACGGCCAAACUGGCAGCUCACUACGCGUCGCUUUCGGCUGAAGCAUAAUGGGGAAACGCAGGGCGCCUUGGUGGACGGAGCCGUCAAAGUCCCUUCGGACAUGUCAUGCUGGAAAGUCCGGGUUUUAAGGCCAUCCGAACAUGAAACCGCCGCCCUCCUUGUGAGGGCAUGUCAGAUGCAGGGGUGUUCCAUAGACAUCGAGACACAUAACCAAGGAGGCAUGAGUAUACAACCUCUCUGCUGACGAAUAUUGCGGAUAACGAGAACUCGACAAACUUAGUCGUUAACCCGUACCUGCAAACAGACAUGAAUAUCUAAUCAAGUGGCCAUCAGGCGAGAAUGCCCCGAUUUCAUGCAAUUCUACUAUAAAAUCCCAGCUU